This is a messenger RNA of Dermatophagoides farinae (American house dust mite), 1121 nucleotides long. RefSeq names its product retinol dehydrogenase 7. Lineage: Eukaryota; Metazoa; Arthropoda; Arachnida; Sarcoptiformes; Pyroglyphidae. Gene Ontology annotation, molecular function: oxidoreductase activity. The record is from RefSeq and is a predicted model, not a curated record. Gene Ontology annotation, cellular component: intracellular membrane-bounded organelle. Gene Ontology annotation, biological process: steroid metabolic process.
AACAAAAAAAAGAAUGUUUUAUCGAUUAUUAAAAUAUGUAAUACCAACAUUUAUUGGUACAUAUAUUUUAUGGUAUCUAAUGAAACCAGAAUGGUUGAAUCAAUUUUGUAUCAUUUGUUUUCUAUUGAUCAUAUCAUGGACAAUUGGUUAUUAUUUUUAUGAUUUAUUUGAACAAAAAACAAUUGAUUCAAUGAUGAAUAAAAUUAUAUUGAUAACCGGCUGUGAUACUGGAUUUGGUAAUCGAUUAGCAUAUCGAUUAGAUCGUAUGGGUUUUCAUGUUUAUGCUGGUGUACUAUUCCCCUUGGGUGAUGAUGUUCAACAAUUACAGCAAAAAUGUUCAAAUCGUUUGAAAAUAAUGCGUAUGGAUGUAACCAAACCAGAAGAAGUGAACAAUGUUGUCGAACAAAUCAAACAAUCAGGAAUGCCAUUAUGGGCAUUGGUCAACAAUGCUGGUAUCGGUAUUUCGGUUCCAUUUGAUUGGGGCAAUGAUAUUGAUGUUUAUCGUAAAGUAUUCGAUGUCAACAUUUUCGGUGUAGUACGUGUGACCAAAUCUUGUAUGCCAUUAUUACGUCGAUCCAGAGGUCGAAUCAUAAAUGUGGCCAGUGCAGCUGGUCGUAUGCCAGCACAAUGGAUGGGACAUUAUUGUAUGACCAAACAUAAUGUACGAAUAUUUUCCGACAUAUUAAGACGUGAAUUAAUCGGUACCGGUAUUAAAGUGAUUACAAUUGAACCAUCAUUUUUUCGUACACAAAUCGUCAAUUUCGAUUUGAUCGAUAAACAAAGAGCAAAAAUUUUCAAUGAAACACCCGAUGAUAUUCGACAAUCAUAUGGUGGAGAAAAAUAUCUUAAAUGUAUGAAUGCAAGUAAUCAAUUAAUAAUGAAUAUAACACAUGAUGGUAUUGAUCAAGUGAUACAAGCAAUGAUCAAUGGUAUAAUAAGAAAGUAUCCAAAAAUUUAUUACCGUUGUUGUACGAAUAUGGAACUGUUCACAAUAUGGGCUGCAUCACAUUUACCAGAAAUUCUAUUAGAUUCAUUCACACAUAUUUAUAAUGAUCGAUUAUAUAGACAAUUUAAAAUUGGUAAAUAUUCCGAUUAAUUAUAAUUAACUAAUUAACGUUCAG